Molecule: messenger RNA, 3251 nt
Organism: Lucilia sericata (common green bottle fly)
Lineage: Eukaryota; Metazoa; Arthropoda; Insecta; Diptera; Calliphoridae
Exons: 14
Coding region: 1-3201 (1066 amino acids)
Biological process (GO): protein ubiquitination
Cellular component (GO): CCR4-NOT complex
Molecular function (GO): metal ion binding; RNA binding; ubiquitin-protein transferase activity
Source: RefSeq, a predicted model, not a curated record
AUGAUCGCUUUCAAAUCCCAAAAACGACAACGAGAUCAGCAGCGAAAGCAGAAAAUUACAGAAAAUCGUAAACAUUUGGCUAAUGUUCGUGUUGUUCAAAAAAAUUUAGUCUUUGUGGUAGGCUUACCCCCACGACUUGCUGAUGCAGACAUUUUAAAAAAGCACGAAUAUUUUGGAAAAUAUGGAAAAAUUCAUAAAGUUGUGAUCAAUCCAAGUACAGCAUAUGCCGGAGUACAGGGUCCUUCGGCUUCAGCUUAUGUUACUUAUGUUCAUAAUUCCGAUGCGUUGAGGGCAAUUCAAAGUGUAAACAAUAUAAUGAUUGAUGGUCGCCUCAUAAAGACUAGCUUGGGUACGACUAAAUAUUGCAGUCACUUCAUGAAAAACCAGCAGUGCCCUAAAGGAGAUUGUAUGUAUCUACAUGAAUUAGGAGAUCCCGAAGCGAGUUUUACAAAAGAGGAAAUGCAUCAAGGAAAGCAUCAAGAGUAUGAAAAACGUUUGCAUGAUGUUUUAAUUGCAUCGUCUGGUAACAGCACAAGUGGAUGUGGAGUUUCCACUGGAAGCACAAGUUCCUUAAUUAACGGUAAAAAUGUUGAGAGCUGUAAAAUGUCUGGAAUUAUUUCAAGUAUCACACCUUCAACAAGCACACCGGCAUCUUCAUCUGUUACAACAAAUAAUGUAAUAUCUUCUGUACUUGGUUCUGCUCCCCAAAAAGAAGCUUGGCCGAGUUUAUCUAUUUCUCCUGUCAAUCAAAAGGAAUCCAGUUCAAAUAAUGGCAACAAAAAUAAGAAAGAGCGUACAAAGCAAGAUAAAAAUAAAAGUGAAAAAAAUAGCAAGAUAAAAAAUAAAAAUAACAAUAAUUCAGGUUCAAUUCCCUUGCACAAAGAAAUUGAUUUGCCCGCAAUAAUUUCUAAUUCAUCACUUGAAAAUUCCACAACAAACAAUAAUUCUUUGGUCGAACCAACAUCCAAAUCUAAAGUUGACAAGAGCACAGAUAGGAAUCAGUCCAAUAUAACAAAUCGGUCAAAUCCAAAAAAGGAACUGACGUCGUCUACAAUUGUGGAAAAUGAAAUAAAAGAAUUUGGUAAACACUCAAAAACUGCAACUACGAAAUCCAUCAAUUCAGAUGGGAAUAACGAAGGAUAUAUUUGCAAUAAGACAAGAAAUGACAAUAAUAUGACUAAAACAGAUAGUCAGCGCUCACUUAGCUCCAGCAGUAACAGCAGUAGUAGUUGCAUUGUUACCACAAGCGAGAAUAACUCAAUAAUAAAUGAAAGUGUUAGUGGAAAAAGUUCUCCAAGCUGUUUUAAUGAAAAUUUAAAUGAUGAAUGUAGAAAAUCCCCCAUAAAAUAUAAACGAACACUUGCAUCUAGUUCCGAAUUAGAUACGAAUCGGGAUUCUAAUGCCGAUGAGAACAACUUAUCAGAUAACUCUUCCAAACCCUAUGGAUAUGUAGAAAAUUUGUUUGUCGAUAAUGAAGUACCUAAGCAUAACAAUAAUAAUACCGAGGAAAAUAAUUUAUGCCUGAAUGAAUCCCCUGAUAAUAAUCGUCUUGAAAAAAUCCAUUUUAAUGAAUCACUACUAAAAGAGAGUAAAGGAGACAAUUCCAUAACAGAUGCUAUGUCGAAACUAAAUCUAUUUGAUGAAAAUAGUUUCUUCAGUUCAACAUCAGGGAUACUACAACAAACUAUGCCAUUGAAACUUAAACAAAAUGAAGAAACAAUCCCAAAUCAAUUAAGCACUGCACCUAAUUUGCCAGACUUGAUAAAUGGUAUUGAUGGAUAUCAAAAUACUACAAAUGAAUGGGAAGAAGCAUUGAAAAAUGUUAUGAUUAAAUCAAAUAAACAAAUGGAAGAAAAACUUCAGCAGAAUUUACAGCAACAGCAGAUUCAAAAUCAAAGUCAUAUAAAGCACCAAGAAGAUCUUCACAGACUCCAGGAAAUACAAAACCGUAAUAAUAUUUUAAGUUCAUUAAGUAUAUCUCAACUAAGUGGAGCUCAAACUGACUUUCAAACUGGUUCCAACAAUUACUUAACUAGUUCAGAUUUAAGUCGACAAACAAGCUAUCUGCAGUACCAACAACAGCAAUCAAAUGAAUCAUCGAAUGACAAUGUUCUCCAGAGCUCAUUGUUUGGGACCAACAUGUCAAAAUUUUUUGAUUUUCACAAGCAUCAACAACAACAAAAACUUCAACAGCACUGUUUACAAAUCAGUGGUCCUAACAAUAUAAAUGGAGGUGUGAAUGAAACCUUGCAUAUGAGACCUUUAUUGGAAAACAAUCGCCUUAAUUCACAACUGGUAGAUCCAAAUUGUAUUUUGACAUCUCAACAACAACAAAAACAAAAACUCUUUGGUAAAAUAGAUCAAAUGCUCUGUCAUCAAACACUUCAACAGCAUCCAAACCAAAUCGGAUCUGUGCAGACUCAGCAAAACCAGUUUAUACAAAAUUCAACAGGUGAUGACGACUUGGGUUUUGAUCCAUUUAUAGAAACUCAGAAAGCAUUAGCAGAAUUAAUUGAAAAUGAAGAGGAACAACAAAAUGUUGGGACAGCUUCAUCGAAUUUAAUGAAUCAUAAACAAACAAAUAAUAUACAUCAACCACAUCAACAACAAAUGAUGGAGUAUAUGCAACGAGCACGCAUGCCUCCACCUGGGUUUAACCAUGUCAACAAUUUUAACGGAUAUGCGGUCGCUCCAAGAAUACAAAAUAGUAAAGUUUUGCCAUUUAUGAAUUUAACGAAUAACUAUACGGCUCCAACUGGACAACAUAUUCAGCACCAACAACAAUUACAAAUUCCAAGUAAUGCAUGGGGUACACAUUUAGGAAACUUUCAGCAACACAUUAAUGAAGCACAGAUUCGUCAAGUUAAUUCUAAUCAAAUACCAAGUGGUGGUAAUCAGAAAGGUUAUUCAGGAAAUGAUUGGACAGCAAUGGAUCCUGCAAUACUUUCAUUUAGACAAUUUUCAUUUCCACAUCAAACACAAGUAACGCCUCAAAUGCAGCCUCAGCAACAGGAAAUUUUUUUACAGCAAUUGGCGCAACAACAGCAACAACCAGGUUUUACUUCUCAGUCACAACAUCUAAAUGGAGGAAAUGUUGGAAUGCCUAAUACUGUUAUGAACUCCCAACAAAGUUCACAACCGCAUGUCAAUGCAAAUGUCCAAGGAAUGUUAGAAUACUUGAAAACGCGUCAAUUUGUCUAAAUCUAUUCUUAUAUACACAUAUACAAAUAAACGUUAAUACUAAAAUAAAA